UACGACCUUACAGGGCCGGGGAGGACCGUGGUGGGAGAGUCCGCAUAUCUCGUCCCCUUAGUGGCCCGAUUCGGCUUUAUACUGGGGUGGGAGCGACAGGCAGGCUGAGUUUGCGCGCUCCUGUGCGUGCCUGUCCGCGCGCCUUCCCGCUCGCACUCUGGAUACAGGGUCUGUCGGCCUGGGACUCACGCUGUGAGCCCGUGUGCUGUCCCGGGCUCCAGAGCCAGCCCCUGCGCCGGUUUGAGGCCCAUGCCCGGCCGCGGGGGCUUGGUGGCGCAGGAGCAGCCCUCCUCCCGGGCGAGCUUCCGCCACCCACCCCCGGGGCGGGGGCGGGCCCCUUGCUCUGCUGUAAGCUCGGGAGCUUCUUCAGACCAUUUCUGGCCCACAGGCCUUCGGAGCAGGCUGGCAAAGCACACAGGCUGAGUGCUGAGGAGAGGGACCAGCUGCUGCCAAACCUGAGGGCCGUGGGGUGGAAUGAGCUGGAAGGCCGCGAUGCCAUCUUCAAGCAGUUUCAUUUCAAAGACUUCAACAGGGCCUUUGGGUUCAUGACAAGAGUGGCCCUGCAGGCUGAGAAACUGGACCACCAUCCUGAAUGGUUUAACGUGUACAAUAAGGUUCACAUCACGCUGAGCACCCAUGAGUGUGCUGGCCUUUCAGAACGGGACAUAAACCUGGCUAGCUUCAUCGAACAAGUAGCAGUGUCCAUGACGUAGACCCUGCCCUUCCUCUUUGAAUUCUUCAGGGGGAAGGGGUGACUGAACUGGGAAUCUAGGGAGGGAGCUGAGGAGCCCCCGGCCUCCCCCUGCUCCCCUCCCAAGACCCAGCUGCCUCCAUUGAGGGGUGAGUCCUUGCUGUGGGAUAUGCCAGUGUCCCCACCAACACCAGGAAUUUAGACCUUUUCCCUGCACCACUCUUUUCGUCCUGGGGGCUCUGUUACACUAAUUUGAAUAAGUUCUCCCCUUUCUUUUCAACUCCCCAGCAACAAUGAUUUUCUUGCCAGGCUGUGUCUCCCUAAUUCUUUUCCCAGGAAGCUGUGAUACAGGGUGAAAUAAAGUCUUGUCUUAGAAACCAGGACCCUAAACCCCACACUAUGUAACAGAAACACAUGUGCUUUUAUGUCUCAAAUAAAACUAUUAUAUCACUUGG
Mandrillus leucophaeus (drill) is the source of this 1146-nucleotide messenger RNA. It is a transcript of the gene PCBD1, whose product is annotated as pterin-4 alpha-carbinolamine dehydratase/dimerization cofactor of hepatocyte nuclear factor 1 alpha. The record is from RefSeq and is a predicted model, not a curated record. The coding region runs from base 546 to 713 and encodes 55 amino acids. NCBI's taxonomy places the organism in Eukaryota, Metazoa, Chordata, Mammalia, Primates, Cercopithecidae. Gene Ontology annotation, biological process: tetrahydrobiopterin biosynthetic process. Gene Ontology annotation, molecular function: 4-alpha-hydroxytetrahydrobiopterin dehydratase activity. The transcript has 4 exons.